AUGUAUAGAUUUCAAGUUCCAUAUCUAGGUACUCCUCAUUGGUUUGAACCCGUGAUUGCUGCCUAAACCAACACUCUCCAACAUCACAAAUCCUGUAAAUACCAGCAUUAAACCUCCACAAGCAUUACUACAUAACGGCGACAUUACCAAAUUAAAAAUCCUUGGAAAUGUCCUACCCCAUAUAUCUACUCUCCUUCCCAUUUCGUGCCUCAAAAUAAACGGCACUCAAACCCAUUGGGCCCUCUUCAUCCCCGCCACCUCCCAAAAGCCAGAAAAUGGAACUCUCAUCCAACUACUCAGCACACCCUUCACAGGCUACGGCUUGGAGUUCAAAAGACACUACGCUCUCUCAGCCGUCCGCAAGAAGUUCAAUAAGCAUUUACUUGGGCAGGUUGAUGGAAAGUGGGUUGUGCUCAACACGGUGGGGGAUGACGGAAUACCAAGUACGGACAUCAAGCCAAGAAAUGAAGUGGAGAAGGUGUCUAAGCGGGUAGAAGUUCCGGGUGGUAGUAGCGAGCCGCUAAAUCCUGGGGUUGUGAGUUUAUUUUUCGUAGAUGAGGAGGGAACUGAAGCUAGUUGUUAUGGGAAGGGGAGGAAGGAGGUGUCAGAAGUGGACUAGGGAGGUGGUUGAACUUUUGGUAGAGAAGGGAAGUCUAGAUAAGGACUCCAUUGGAGUGCUGGACCAGGUGAAAAGCUUGGAGCUGCCCGUUGCAGAAUGA
Molecule: messenger RNA, 719 nt
Organism: Hymenoscyphus albidus
Lineage: Eukaryota; Fungi; Ascomycota; Leotiomycetes; Helotiales; Helotiaceae
Source: the annotation of a GenBank genome assembly